AUGUCUGUGAGACCAAGCUCGUCGAGGGGCCCGAGUUCUAAGAGUUCAACCGGCGGUAGCUUGCGGUACGGGAAGAGAACUUCUCGAGAUGACUCCUUUAUCAACUUGAGGAGAGCAGAGACUUCAGCUGGCUUUAAGUCGUACGCGCCUACUCGAGGACAGUUGCCCACACCGGAAGCGAGCCCACCGCUGUCAGAUUCUCCCCGAAAACCCUUCGUCCCCGUCAUCAGGAUGCCUACCCCCGAGUCCUUCAACGAGGGUCCUCCCCAAGAGAUCGGCAUGGCGCUGGGAAGUCCUACUGUGAGCAGCCCGCCGAGCGGGAGCCUUCGAGAUCGAGACGCCGCUGCUCUCCGGCUUCAGCAAACUUCAAGUCCGAAUCUAGCCGUCUCCGCGGCAGCCUCGGACAUAGGUAGCCUAUAUUCACACGAUACUAAGCCCGCUUCCAAGAAGCAGCCGGGGAGGUGGAGGUUGUUCGGAAUGUUCGGGAAGAGGCCAUCUGACAAUCAGAACACGAGUCCGAGCGAGCAGAGAGAUGCACCGAAGCCGGGGCCGCCUCCAGAUAUACCUUCGUCAUCAUCUGCCUGGCAAGAGUCUAGGGUAGAGAGGAGUAACACUGUCGGCACACGUGGCGCACCGAGACAUAAACCGAUCGUAGUCAGGUCCCAGACGUUGCCUUACAACGCGGAAAACCCGGCCCAGAAGUCCAAAACCUCGUUGAGGGACAGGACUGCUCAGGAUGCGUCUGGCGGGAUGCCCCAAGUGCCUAAUGCCGGCGGGCCCUUGUUGAACGUCGAGAUCCCAUCCGUCACGAUGGAGAGAUAUAGUGUGAUGUUUGGAAGCGUAUUGCAAUCUCGGUCAGGGUCACAGCCGCAGGCGCGCUCGCAAUCACAAUCACCUUCGCAACCUUCACUACUGGCUAGGCGGCAAGCCACAGUUCAAAAGCUGAAGAGUAUCGACGACGCUAUAAGCAAAGAGAAGUCCCGCGAGUAUCCAAGGAGGGCAUCGUCACCCCAACCAGGAGCCAAGUCACCACCAGUUACUCUAUUCCCGCCCGGUCCGCUGGCGAUCCCCGCUCACACUCCGCCCUCCUAUAACGGCUCGUCCCUGCACAGAUCUAACACGUCGCCGGCGCUACUGCGAUCUCCGGCUUGGGGAACGUUCGACCGCUCUCCGGCCUCGAUCCAGCGACAAGCGCGUGACGACGAUGCUCGGGAGGCGGGUUCGUACAAAGAGCCGCCGUCGACGGUGCACCCACGGCAGAAGGGCAGGCUCACGAUAGCGACGCUCGCGCGGGCGCGAGAGCAGCAUCCGCUGCCGGCCACGCGGGAGAAGCUGCCACAGCCGGUGGCCCAGCGCGCGAGCUUCGUACUUGAGUCGCCAUCCGAGAUUUCAUCACCCGAGGUUGAGGUUUUCCGGUCGGAGGAGCCUCUACGUCUGCGUCCCGCGUACGCCGAGCGUGAGCCUGAAUGGGAGAUGGUAGCGCCACCGCCGCAACAACAGAGCAGCACGCCGAGCGACCUUAAGAAACGCCUCCCGUCAUCCCCGGCGCCAGCGCCGUCUUCGCCAGCCCCCGCUCCCCCACCACCCCCACUUCUAGUCGCUGUCGGCGAUGACGAUGACGACGAUGACGACGGCAUCCCCGAGAACACGUCGAACAUGAGCCCGGUGGAGCUCUCGAUCGCGCGACAGAUCUCCGUCUCGCGGCAGCAGCGCAAGAUGCUGAAGCCGUCGCUCAAAAAGGCGGCGGCGGCCUCGGCUGCGCGCCCGCGGCCCGCGGUGCCCAAGUACAAGCCCACGCCCGUCAUCGCCGUCGGCAAGGACGAGCGCUACGCUGAGAUUAAGAGCGCGAUGCCGGUGCUCGUCGUGCCGUACCGCGAGGCUACCACCACUGCUGCUGCUGCUGCUGCCACCGCCACCGCUGCCGCCUCCACCACCGCUCCUGCCGCUAUCCCUAGCGGCAGCGGCAACAAGUUGACGCCCUCACCCGCGCUCAAGAGCCGCAACGGCGAGCCCGCGUAA
Durotheca rogersii is the source of this 2019-nucleotide messenger RNA. RefSeq lists its product as uncharacterized. The record is from RefSeq and is a predicted model, not a curated record. Bases 1 to 2019 code for a protein of 672 amino acids. Lineage: Eukaryota; Fungi; Ascomycota; Sordariomycetes; Xylariales; Xylariaceae. The transcript has 3 exons.